Patella vulgata (common limpet) is the source of this 5173-nucleotide messenger RNA. RefSeq names its product transcription factor 12. Gene Ontology annotation, biological process: regulation of transcription by RNA polymerase II. NCBI's taxonomy places the organism in Eukaryota, Metazoa, Mollusca, Gastropoda, Patellidae. Gene Ontology annotation, cellular component: transcription regulator complex. The coding region runs from base 153 to 2336 and encodes 727 amino acids. The record is from RefSeq and is a predicted model, not a curated record. The transcript is spliced from 21 exons. Gene Ontology annotation, molecular function: RNA polymerase II cis-regulatory region sequence-specific DNA binding; DNA-binding transcription factor activity, RNA polymerase II-specific; protein dimerization activity.
UCCAAGGUAAGUUCGGCCAAGCGUCGUCACAAAGAAGAGUAUUUGGUUAUGUUGGAAAGUGUAUCUUUUAGGUGAUUUUAUCGCCAAUUGGUCAAACAUAUCCCAUUGGAUAUAUACCUUGGGUCGUGUCUAUUUAGAGCGACAACCGAGGUAUGCAAAAUAAUUCGGGAAUAGCAGCACAAGACAGUUCUUGGAACACAAUUAACGAAAGGAGUGAAGCUUUGUCAUUUGGUGCCAGGAUGAAUCCAGGCAAUGAUAAGGAGCUAAACGAUUUACUUGAUUUUAGUGCUAUGUUUUCCCCUCCCAAUGCACGUCGUCAUCAACAACAGCAGCAACAGAUGAAAAAUGGUCCCAACAAUAUGGAUAAUAAUAUGUAUCAAGGUCACCCAGCUUACAAACCAGGAAUGAAUGAUGGAGGACCCUGGAACCCCAAUAGUCAACCCACUCCUGCAGGUUAUGAAUCUAGGCUUUAUGAAAAUGCACCAUAUAAUGGACAGAGUCGGGGAGAUGAAAUGCAUCCUUUUAAUAUGAAUAAUAAUGAUAAUAUGCCACCUUUAAUGAAUAAAAAUACUGAAAUGACUUAUGGAAAACCACCGGGUAUGAUAAAUAGUAAUGUACCUAUGUCACCAGAAUCCUUGCCGACCACAGGAAGUCGAGGUGGUGGGAAGUAUACUCCCCCAGAAGCUGGUGGGGGGCGACGGAAAGUGGGACCGGUGUAUUCUCCAAAUGCGGAUGAGUAUCCACAAGACUCACCAAGAUACACAUCUCCAAAACCAGGAAUGUAUGGGGAUUAUUUUUUAGAUACACCUCAUAGUAACGCCGACCCGUGGUCCUCCAACAAUGCAUUGCCUUCCUCCACUUACCCCUCCACAAUGCUGCCUAGCAGUUCACACUACUCUCAGGCUUCUUCUUAUAACAAUAUGCACCAUCCACAUGACAUGGGUUAUCCCCCAAUUUCUCCUAAUCAAGAAGCAAUGUUGUCUUCCGGUCUUCCGCCAAUGUCCAGUUUUCGAGGGCAAACAAUGCCCGCUACAUCAUCUCCCACUGUUAAUGGAUCUGAAAUCAUUGCCAACAGACCCAACCCUGUUAAUACACAACAAACUGGUGAUGCUCUGGGGAAAGCAUUAGCAUCUAUAUAUUCUACAGAACAUACUGGCAGUAGUUAUGGAGGAUCUAAUCCUUCCACACCUGUUUCCUCACCUCCCCCUAUGUCAGCUUCGUCCAGCCAAUGGCAUCGGCCAACAAAUCACAGUGCUACCUCCCAACAACAUUUUGAGGGUCAUUUACAUCCUAUGCCCAGCAUUCUCCAUACCAGUAAUCAACCCAUGGAACGUCUGAAUGAAGCUAUUCAUAUGCUGCAGGAGAAUACUGAGGCCCGAGCAGAAGACAGAUUGGAAGAUGCCAUCCAUGUUUUACGAAAUCAUGCUGAAGGUCAACUACAAGGAUUACAACAUCCAGGACUUCCUCCCAUGAUGCCACCCACACAUUCCAAUGGCAUGAUGGGAGGUAUAGGUCCAUACUCAGGCAUGCUGGGAAGUCAUAUGGAUUCUCAUAUGGGUAGUCAUUCUUCUGUUCCUGGUCCUGAUGGAAGACCAGCUGAAAAUAAAAGUAAAUUUUCUACAUUAAGAGAGCAACCCUCUGAUCAACCCACAACUGAUGGUAGUAUAAAAGUAGAAAAAAUAGACAAGGGUGGAGAUGCAAAAGUAACAGAACCUAAUAAAAAAGCAGAGAAAAAAAUCAGUGCACCUCCCACUAAAAGAUCUCGCAGAGUUGUAACUGAUGAAGAGGAAGAAGAUGACACAAAUCCUGAAGGUAAACAAGAACGGGAAAAAGUUCGCAGACAGGCUAACAAUGCCAGAGAGAGAGUAAGAGUGCGAGAUAUUAAUGAAGCGUUUAAAGAACUUGGAAGUAUGGUAACUAUUCAUUGUUCAGCUGGACAACCUCUAACUAAGUUAAUGGUUUUACAACAAGCUGUCAAUGUUAUCACAUCAUUGGAAGGACAAGUCAGAGAACGCAAUUUAAAUCCUAAAGCGGCAUGUUUAAAACGACGAGAGGAGGAGAAAACGGAAGAUCUACCCGGACGUUCUAUGAAUUCUGUGAAUUCAGUAAACUCAGAAGAUUUGGCCCAGCAGGCAGUGCUGGCAGAUAGUGCGGCCCUGAACAACCAGGUGAAGGGAAUACAGGAGGCUGGUGGUAGUACAACAACUCAUCUACUGGAUAAUGAAGACUAUUAUUAUAAUGGACCAGUUACUAUGAAAUCUAGGAUGGAAACGAGUAUAAUAGCAACUAAAGGCGUUUCAUCAAACACUAUCCCAGUGACUAGACAAUGGAACUAAAACAAUACACGGGAACAUGCCUCCACCACCCUAUAUAAUAUAGAGACGCCAUCAUGCGAUUAGUAUAUAUAUUGGUGAAGACUAUAUGACAGAAGUGCGUGUGUAUUAUUUCACCAUCACCUUCAUGCCUUAUGUAUGAUAAUAUAUGAUAAUCAGUGUAUGACGGGGCUUUCACCCGAUUUGGAUCGUACAGUGCUGUCCUUACACAGGAUUAUUAACCUUGCAGUGAACAAUGUUAUGGUUUGUCACUGCCUUAGUUAAUACCUACAGUGAGCAAAUACUACAAAUGAUGACCUGUACCAUCAAAUCAACAUGUUGUGAGUGAAAUCUUCCACCUGUGUGAAUAUUGCCAGUUAUGUAUAAAUGACAAGUAAACUGUUUGAUUUGGAGCAUUUCUCUAGUUUUCCUUCCUACUUGGAAGGUGUUGAUUACAAAUCUGACAGGAAUAUGUGACAUCUCAUUGUGUACAUUUCAUCAUCUCAUUUAAAUUCGCAGCAUUUCAUUCACAUUAUUGAACUACAUAUUGACUUUCAACAAAGCAUAAUUUGAGAGUUCUUAAUCUCAUCUGUAUGGCAUAGUAAGAUCACUGAUACCAACACCCCCAGUGUUUUAAUAUAUAUAGCCGCCAUGAAGUUUGAGUUCUAGAAGACGAAGUUUAUUUUGCUAUAACUUACAAUCAUGUGUUCAUGUAGUUUUUGCUCUGCUGUUUUGAGGUUUUAGCACUGACAGGAAAUUUUUUGGUGCAUUUUAUUUUGACAUAUUUCUCAUUUGUACAAAUUCAGUUUAUAUAAAAAACAUAGAGACAUAAUAUCUGCCUAGAUUGAUAGCAGUAUGAGUGAAUUCAGAGUGGUUGUUCCAUAUUAUUAUUGUGCCUAAUUCAAGUUAUGAUGAGCACAAAUUGAUUUACCGAAUUUGCAUUUACAAUGCUGUAUGCCGAAGGAAGAGAAUACAAAUGCAAAGGAUUUUAUUAUAUUAUAUUUGCAUAUAUUUAUUGCAUUAUCACUUCCAGUUUUUAAAUCUUGUCUAUUUUUGAUGAGUAGAUUGCCAAAUAACCCUAGCAAAUUAUUGUAGUUAUAUGUAACUUUUAGUUUUGCCAUUGAGAUGGCUUACAGGGGGACAGUGGGAAUUUGUAUAUCAUUGUGCAAUUAUAUAUUAUGUCAAGAAGCAUCAAACUUGUGUACAUUCUAGGUAAACUUUUCUUAUAUUAUGGCAAGUUGAAAUUCUAAAUUUUCUCCAAAAGUUGCAACUGAAUAUGAAGUUACCUCGCAAGAUACAACUUGCCUCCGAUAUUCAAACUGCAUUUACUGAAUUUAGUCUUUUGACAAAACAGAAUCCAGGACAUGAUAGAUUUUAUAUUUUGGUUCUUAAAAUUAUUUUGUUUUAGUUGAUUUAAAAAUUAUUUUAUUCAAUUAUGUUUUAACAAAAUAAGUUGUCCAUUAUGGACAAUGGGAAGAAUCUUGUUCCUUUAAGUUUAACCAAAAUUCAUGUAGGGGGUGUCGCAAAAAAUCUGGGUCCAGAAUAUAUCUACGUGGCAAUGUUUAUUUUUGUUUUGUGUGGUAGUUAAUAAUUAAAACCUAUUGUACAUUAAUCACUAGCUUUGGUCAUCUUUUAAUUAUAUCCUAAAAGAUUGAGGAAUUUUUUUUUUUUUUUUUUUGAAAGUUGAAAUGUACUUGUACUUAAUACAGUUUAUAUAAAAAAGAUUCUAAAGAUAGGUAUAUAUUUAUAUAGAUAAAAUAUGAAUUUGGAAUGCCUCUCUACAUAAGUCUAUAUCCCUUUACCGUUUAGAUUUUUACCAAUAUGUCUUCAAAAUUUUUAUUCUGUCUCCUCGAACUUUUCACGAGUAGUUUUUAAUUAAGAUUUUUUUUUUUUACUCUUUCACCACCAAGAUAAAGUUGUUCUUGUGCUGUGCACAGUACUUGUGUUCUCACAUGAUUCUGAUUUUAUUCACUCGAAGUUGUUCUCGUCACUGCACUGACAGUAUACUAAUUGUACUAUGAAUUGUAAAUAAGAUAUAAAGUGUUGCUGUUUGAUUUUCCUUUUAUAAAACAUGUUGAUUUUUUUGUAUUAUGUGGCCAAUUAAGUAUAAAAUAAUCCAUUAAUAGCUUCAUAAUGGAACCAAUUGAAUUAAUUACGCUUUAGAAUCUCUAAUUCAUAAUUGAGAAAAUGCUAUGAGAAAUUUAAAAUUCACAAUUUGAUUUUCCUGUUUGUUGAUCCAAUUUAAACAGCUACAUGUAUUAUGAACUGAAUUAUGAAUACUGACUUUUGAAUUGGAAUAAAUAAUAUGAAUAUUAAUGAAGUGAAAUGUAUAUGCGGUUAUUUCAUAAGGAGAAAAUACAUGAACAAAAAGUUCAUUCAAAAUGAUAUUUUUAUAAAAAUGAAUAAUGAAAAUAUAAUAUAAAAUAUAAUAUAAUUAAAUAUGAAAGCCAUUCAAAGAUGGCAAAAUUUACUUUGAAUGUAUUAUUGCGAUUGCAAGAGAUGUAAAAUUGUUUCAAUAUUUUUUUUGUCAUUAUUAAAUCUUGGAGUAUUAUUAAAUUCUACUAGGUAAUCAACUAUAUAAACAAAAGAAAAUAAAACUUAUAACAAUAAUAUACCUUUCCUUACAGCGUUAUUACUUGUAUAAAGGGAUACUUAUAAAAUAAAACAAGACAUCUUAUUGGUCAAUCUGUUUAUAUACACUGUUCUCUGAUUGGCUGAAAUGUUGUUCCACAGAUUGUUAUGUGGAUUGGGCUUCCAAACUUCAAAUUUUACCUGCAUAGGACCAUUAUCAUUGUAAUACCCAUACUAUGUAAAUUAAAUAUCAGCAUGUUUUGAGCUAAUAAAUCUUGCAUGCCAUUAAA